Gavia stellata (red-throated loon) is the source of this 243-nucleotide messenger RNA. It is a transcript of the gene TOMM6, whose product is annotated as translocase of outer mitochondrial membrane 6. The transcript is spliced from 3 exons. NCBI's taxonomy places the organism in Eukaryota, Metazoa, Chordata, Aves, Gaviiformes, Gaviidae. Bases 1 to 237 code for a protein of 78 amino acids. The record is from RefSeq and is a predicted model, not a curated record. Gene Ontology annotation, cellular component: mitochondrial outer membrane translocase complex.
AUGCAAAGGGGCACCUCCCAGGCUCCCUGGGGGACAGCCCUUGUGGCUUCCCCACCUGGGCCGGGGGCCGCGCCGCAGGGGCUGCGCGGGUGGCUGCGGAGCGCCUACCGCUUCGCCACCGACCGGAACGACUUCCGCAGGAACCUGCUGGUGAACCUGGGGCUCUUCGCCGCGGGAGUCUGGGUCGCCCGCAACCUGACGGACAUCGACCUGAUGGCCCCGCAGCCCGUCCCGUAGCGGCGG